AUGGCGGUGCUGCGCGAAGACUGGAAGGCGACAGACUUUGUAGUGGACGACAUGGUGUACUCCAGCAUCGACGUGCUCGUCAUGGACGCCCUACGACACCUACAAUGCUUGGAGAAGGAUAGCACGCUCAGGCUGUACACCGCGUUCAUCUACCACUACAAGAAGUGGGCGGCGAAGAUGCUGAAGCAGAUACGCGACAAGCUACCCCAUGAGCAACGACUUAGGCACAUCGACGAGAUUGGCCACUACAUCCGCGACAACAAGAAAAAGGAUUGGUGCAACGAGAAAGUGGUCCGCCGAGAGUACAUUUGGCUGCACGGCCCUAGGGUCACCGAAACCCGGCUGCGCGCCUACGUGAAGCAAAUGAGCCGUGAGUGUAACCUCAUUGUUGACCAGCCCGGGGAGGAGAACAAUGCCACGCGAACCGGGCCUGUGAGGUCGACAACUGCGCACACGAUCCUCGGGCGCAUAAAGGCAUGCCACAUGGCGGCGAGGGUGGAGGCGACGCUGUACCGAGAGAAGGAGCUGGGCAUCAUGAGGGAGAUCUCGGUGGUCAGAUCGGAGGUGCGGUUCAACGUCCGCCACAAGAACGAGAGGUUCAAGAACUGCGCCAACCGUCGACGCGGCACCAUCGGCGAUACCUACACCGCCGAGCAGUUCCGCCAAAUCAUGAUGAGGGUGCUGCCAACAUGGGCGGCGACGGCGUGGAACCCGCGGGCAACCACUCCGUCGCAGACGCUGUGGCGAUUCCUGCUCGUCAAGCACCUGGCGAGCACCUCGGAGGUGAACCCGGAUAGCCAGCCGGUCAUCAUGGUGAUCGCCGCACGUAACUCGAAGACUUCCAAGGAUGCCCGUCUUCAGCAGAGCUACGCGGCGCGACACCUGGAAGCGGAGCUGUGCGCCGUCGGCGAGACCGGCCUGUGGCUGCACUUCAUCCUCGACCAGAUCGGUCAGUUCUUCGGCACCGACUUCCUUCCGCCGCUUGACACCACUGAACGCGAACGCUGGUACAAGAAGCAUCUCUUCUUCACCAAAAACGACAAGGAGCAGGAGGAGCUCCCCGCCGCCACCCACCAACGUUGGACUCGGCAGAUGUGGACGACCAACAAGGUGUUCUGCAAAAGGAACGUGCACGCCACCCGCGCCGGAGGUGCGCAGGAGCUAGCCAUCGGAGGGACGUCGCGCGCCGAGAUCGCCGAGCUGGGACACUGGGCUCUCGACAAGAUGACGCGUGCGCACAUCACGACCAUUCCCGCUGGGGUGGUGAUGCGGAAGGCCAGCUACUCGGGACUCAAGCAGUACUACUUCUUGGGGCGCAGCAGGGUCGAGCCCUCCGACAAACUCCUGGACCUCCUCGCCGAGCACAUCUUCCCCGGCGUGGAUGCUAUGCUGCGCGAUGUAUGUCACGCGACGCCGACAAUGUUCUUCAGUCGUUGUGGCCUAGUUGGCUGCCCAACUCCCUACUAA
Messenger RNA from Closterium sp. NIES-65, 1467 nucleotides. Lineage: Eukaryota; Viridiplantae; Streptophyta; Zygnematophyceae; Desmidiales; Closteriaceae. The record is from the annotation of a GenBank genome assembly.